UCUACCUUUCUUUAACAACACACGUGUUGABAGUUGUGCGUUUUAUUUUUACAAAUUAUUUGUAUAAUUUGUAAAAAUGCGCAUCGACACGUGCUACUUUUGCUCCAGCAAAAUAUACCCUGGGCAUGGGGUACACUUUGUACGCAAUGACUGCAAAAUUUUUAAAUUUUGUCGAGGCAAAUGUCACAAAGCCUUUAAGAAGAAGAAGAACCCACGUAAAGUAGCAUGGACAAAGGCACAUCGCAAGGCAGCCGGAAAGGAGUUAACAAUUGACCCCAGUUUCGAGUUCGAGAAACGCCGCAAUGUGCCCAUCAAAUACAAUCGCGAUACCUGGCAGAAGGCAAUUACAGCGAUUAAGAAGGUUACAGAGAUUAAGGAGCGUCGUGAAAAGCACUUUGUCAUGGAGCGUCUGCGUAAGGGCCGACAGGUUGAGAUCCAAAUGGAUGUUAAGGAUGUGCAACGAAAUAUGUCGCUCAUACGUUCACCAGCCGCUGGCUUGAGGGAACGCCGCGCCAAGGAAGAGGCUGAGGAAGACGCCCUUAUGGACGAAGACCUGCCAGAGGAGAAGAUCACGUAUGUGGAUGCACGCGAGCUAGAAAAGAGACUCGAGGAGGGCAUGACGGAGGCAGACUUGGAAAUGCUAGAGUCUUAAUUGAAAACAUUUUAAAUAGUUUUAGGGUUAAGUUUACAGCAGAGAAAAUUAAAAUAUGUGGUAAA
Drosophila arizonae is the source of this 717-nucleotide messenger RNA. RefSeq names its product ribosomal protein L24-like (gene RpL24-like). Gene Ontology annotation, molecular function: structural constituent of ribosome. Gene Ontology annotation, cellular component: nucleolus. Lineage: Eukaryota; Metazoa; Arthropoda; Insecta; Diptera; Drosophilidae. The record is from RefSeq and is a predicted model, not a curated record. Gene Ontology annotation, biological process: ribosomal large subunit biogenesis.